AUGACUGAACAAAAUGGCGCACUUAUACGAACUGUCGAUUAUUACUUAUAUGACUACUGGGCCGAUGUAUCCGAUCCCAGGACCGGACACUAUUUGCUGACCCGUGGAGGGCCUCUACCGGUGCUGACAUUCAUGACUCUAUGGCUGCUGUUUGUAACCAAAUUAGGACCCAAACUGAUGUCAACUCGGGAGCCAUUGAACAUACGAUGGCUUAUGUUUGGCUACAAUAUACUGAUGGCCGGCACUAACGCCUACUUUUUUGUAAUGUGCCUCAAGUUUCUAGACUUUACUCGAUUGUUAACAGAGUUUGAGUUUCCUUCCCGCGAGGAUACCAGCCCUCAAACCCUACGAUACAUCGACGUGGCAAUGGUCUACGGGUACACCAAAUUCAUAGACUUAUUGGACACCGUAUUCCUGGUGUUACGCAAAAAGGAGUCUCACCUGACAUUCCUGCACCUCUACCAUCACUUCAUCGUUCCCAUACUGACCUGGCUAGCAAUGAAGGUUACGCCUACUUGUCCACCAAUCGCUAUAUUUGUCGUACUCAACACACCCGUCCACACAAUGAUGUACUCGUAUUACGCGUUGUCGGCGUUGGGACCGACUGUCCACCGGUUCUUGUGGUGGAAA
Oppiella nova is the source of this 630-nucleotide messenger RNA. NCBI's taxonomy places the organism in Eukaryota, Metazoa, Arthropoda, Arachnida, Sarcoptiformes, Oppiidae. The record is from the annotation of a GenBank genome assembly.